Durio zibethinus is the source of this 1710-nucleotide messenger RNA. RefSeq names its product putative protein phosphatase 2C 34. The record is from RefSeq and is a predicted model, not a curated record. Gene Ontology annotation, molecular function: protein serine/threonine phosphatase activity. NCBI's taxonomy places the organism in Eukaryota, Viridiplantae, Streptophyta, Magnoliopsida, Malvales, Malvaceae. Gene Ontology annotation, biological process: protein dephosphorylation.
AAUAAAAAGUUCUUUUAGUUCUAAUUAAGUAUAAAGGAAAAGAAACUGUUGUAGGUUUGUUUUGCGGUUUGCAUGCUGGUACAUGUAUAAGACUUGCUUCUUUAUUUGUCUUUGUUUUCUUCUCCACAGAUAAAACGAGCUUAAAAAGCCAGAACCCAACAAACAAAACAAGGAAAAUUCUCUUUUCACUAUGGGUUGUUUUUCUGAUCCAUCUCCUUCUUCUUUCUCUCGGUUUCUCAGCUCUUCUUUUAAGGAUCACGUCAUCAUAUUCCGGCUGCUUGCUUCAGCUUCCCGGCAAACCAUUUACUUUUGAGGCAGGUUUUGGAUCUACACAAAGGAAAUAUCAAUUUUUUAUUUUUUGGUAGUGGGUGUAGAAUUCUGGAGGCAAUGAGGCAUUUUUCCUCCAUGUUCAAUGGAAUAGCAAGGUCGUUUUAUAUAAGAAGAGGGAAAAAUUCUGGGAAUGGUGAUGGAAGAGAAGCUGCUGAGGCAAUGGCAAAGGAUGCAAAGAAGAAUGACUUAAUUUUGAGGUCUUCUGGUUUUGUAAAUGUGGAUGGUUCCGACAAUUUUGCCUCGGUUUUCUCCAAGAGGGGCAGAAAAGGAGUGAACCAGGAUUGUGCUAUUGUAUGGGAGGAAUUUGGAUGUCAAGCAGACAUGUUGUUUUGUGGGAUAUUUGAUGGCCAUGGUCCAUGGGGUCAUUUUGUAGCAAAAAAGGUCCAAAAAUCAAUGCCUUCAUCCUUGCUUUGCAAUUGGCAAGAGACUCUAGCUCAGACAUCACUUGACCCGGAUAUGGAAUCGGAUCAGAGAUUUCAUAUAUGGAAGCAUUCUUAUCUAAAGACUUGUGCUGCUGUUGAUCAGGAGCUUGAGCAGUAUAGGAAGAUUGAUUCCUUCUACAGUGGAACAACUGCGUUGACAAUUGUCAGACAGGGUGACCUUAUGUAUGUAGCCAAUAUUGGUGAUUCUCGAGCUGUUUUGGCUACAACUUCAGAUGAUGGAAACUUGGUUCCUGUUCAGCUUACUGUUGAUUUCAAGCCCAACUUACCUCAGGAGGCUGAGCGGAUAAUCCAGUGCAAAGGGCGGGUGUUCUGUUUGCAUGAUGAGCCAGGGGUGCACAGGGUUUGGCUGCCUGAUGAGGAGUCACCAGGACUGGCAAUGUCUAGAGCUUUUGGGGAUUACUGCAUAAAGGAUUAUGGACUUAUUUCCAUUCCUGAAGUCACACAAAGACGUAUAACCAGCAGAGAUCAAUUUGUUGUGCUUGCGACUGAUGGGGUAUGGGAUGUUAUUUCCAAUCAGGAAGCAAUUCAAAUAGUAUCUUCAACACCAGACAAGGCAAAAGCAUCUAAGCAUCUGGUUGACUGUGCUGUCCAUGCUUGGAAAAAGAAGAGGAAGGGCAUUGCAAUGGAUGAUAUUUCUGCCAUCUGCCUUUUCUUCCACUCAUCUCCCUUAUCUCAGCAUGAAGAUCUUGUUACAACUUCAAAAUAGUACUUACGCAAAUGAGCAAGGUAAUUGCUCUUAAAGUAUGUUGUCACACAUUGUAAUCCUUAGUUCAAUGUCGUUAAUCAGAAAGUGUUUUUGUAUUCCUUAGUUCAAUGUAGUUGAUCAUAAAGUGUUCAUUUCAUGCCCGUAUCUUGUUCUAUUCACUUAGUCCAUAGAAUGAUUGAUGCCAUCCAUGGUCGAGCUAACUAGUCCAGUCUAAUCUAAUAUCGAAAUUAA